Molecule: messenger RNA, 2078 nt
Organism: Quercus robur (English oak)
Lineage: Eukaryota; Viridiplantae; Streptophyta; Magnoliopsida; Fagales; Fagaceae
Exons: 15
Coding region: 328-1689 (453 amino acids)
Source: RefSeq, a predicted model, not a curated record
CGCAACCUCCACCAACCCAACCAAACCAGAUUGAAAUCUCCGUCAAGUUCAAUGCAAUUGCUACAUUUUACACCUGUCUCCACCAUCCGAUCUCAAUCUUAACCGACACGUGCCAGUCCUCUCCUUAAAGAUCAACCGCCCGAACCCACAAAAAAAAAAAAAAAGGAAGCAAAUCUGGUCCAUAGUACUGAUAUUUAUUUCAUAUUUUAAAAGUAGUUGCGAGAAGUGAAACAUCAAAAACGCUUCAAAAACCUUCUCUCUCUCUCUCUCUCUCUCUCUCUGGGUUUUGUGGAGGCUGUGAAUGUGUGUGUGUGAUUUUCAUCUCUCAUGGCGGCCUCAAAGCUCGUGAUUUUCUCAAUCUUUAUAGCCCUAAUUUUCACUCACAUUAGGGCUGAUGUUUCAAUCGAAGGAGAACUAUCGGACAGUGAAGAAGAGAACGCUAAAGUCAUCAGAUCGGAUGGCCCUGAUUCCUCUGCUUUGAAGAUCGAAUUGGACCAACUCAAGUCCAAGAUCCAAGCUCUUCAGUCCCAUGUUGAUGAGAAAUCCAAAGAAUUGAAAUCAAAGGAAGAGAUUAUUGUGGCGAAGGAAAAAGUCAUUCAAGAAAAGUUAGAUAGCAUCGCGUUGUUGCAGAGUGAGGUUGCUUCCCUCCAGAAAAAAGGAACGAUAGAUGUCGAGGAGCGGGUUGGAAAGGCUCAUGCACGGGCAGGUGAAUUAGAGAAGCAGGUUGACAAACUUAAAAAGGAGCUAGAAACGCGAAAUGAGAAGAAGGAGGACUUCGAAGCACGGGUAAAUGAAGCUGAGAAGAAAGUUAAAGAAUUGAGUUCGAAACUAGAGAAUCUCCAAAAGACUAAUGAUGAACAGAAGAGCAAGAUUCGGAAAUUUGAACGUGCUUUAAAAAUUGCUGAGGAGGAAAUGAUUAAGGCAAAGUUUGAGGCCACUUCAAAAUCUAAAGAAUUAUCGGAGGUUCAUGGUGCAUGGUUCCCACAUUGGCUUGCUGUACAUUUAAUCCGUUGUCAGUCCUCCAUGGAGACUCAUUGGAAUGAGCAUGGCAAACCGGCCAUGGAUAUUGUGUUCCAGAAGGUCCUGGAGAAAAAGGUCCAAGCUGAAAAGUGGGCUGAACCUCACGUGGAAACAGUUAAAACUAAAUGGAUCCCAACUUUAAAGGAGCAGUGGGUAGUGGCAAAAACGAAUGCUGAACCACAUGUGCAGUCACUAAGCAAGAAAACUAUUGAAGUUUUUGAGGCAUCAAAGAGUGCAGUAACUCCACAUGUUGUCAGAGUGCUUGAAUUUAUUGAUCCUUACUUUCAGGAAGCUAAAAAGUUCAGCAAACCAUAUAUUGAUCAGAUUGCAACGGUGACAAAACCUCAUGUUGAUACAGUACGAGUUGCUAUAAAGCCCUAUACAAAAAAAGUGGUUCAUGCUUAUGGGAAGUUUUUGAAAUCUGCAACUACUUACCAUCAUCAGAUUCAAGCCACCGUACAAGAGACGUUGAAAAGGCAUGAGCUAACAAGACCUCUUGCUACUAGAGAGUUGGAGUGGUUUGUGGCCUCUGCUCUGUUGGCCCUGCCCAUCAUCAUACUGUUCAGAAUUGGCUCUGCCAUUUUCUGCAAAAAGGCAAAGAAACCUACUCGAAAUGGUCAUACCAACCAUGCGCGUCGUAAGGCUAAACGUGGCCAUCCAGACAAGUAGACUACGCAAAGUCAUCCAAUGGUCCUUUUCUGUAUUUGUUUCUGGUGGGGGGAGGGGACUAUCUAAGGCUAGAGAUGCUCUCAUUGCAUGGGCUCUCUGGGGCUAACUCUCUCCUCUCCUCUGAACUUAGAUGUUGUUUUUGAAGAUCCUAUCCGACAGUGGACUCCGAUAAUUUUGAAGAUCACCCUUUUAAUCUAUUUUAAUUUUAUUUUAUUUUAUUUUUUUUUUGUGAAGAAAUUUUUAGAACUUUUGUCACAAUUGAUAGUUAGAUUUUUAAGAAUUAUAUAAGUUCACGUACCACGGGCAGUGUGUUAUUUAUGUUGAUAGCAGUGUAACCUUGUUAGUAUUUUAUUAUUAUCAUAAUUUAAAUUCUUCCAAGUUCAAAGAUC